Serinus canaria (Common canary) is the source of this 1235-nucleotide messenger RNA. RefSeq lists its product as uncharacterized. The coding region runs from base 60 to 917 and encodes 285 amino acids. The record is from RefSeq and is a predicted model, not a curated record. NCBI's taxonomy places the organism in Eukaryota, Metazoa, Chordata, Aves, Passeriformes, Fringillidae. The transcript is spliced from 3 exons.
UGGGGGACCCUGUGUCCCACCACUGUCUCGUGCACUCUGUCACCUCCGGUGGGGCUGGGAUGCUCUAUUCCCGAUGGGAAUGGAGAGACACUGUGCCUGCACGGUGCCAUCUCUCCUGUGUCAUCUGUGCCAGGAUGGGAUCAGGAUGCUCCGUGUUCCCCACUGGAACGGGGGGACACAGCACCGUGCCUCUCGUGCUUUGUCACCUGCCGGGACGCUCCUCAUUCCCAGCGGGAACCGGAGCCGUGCCGCCUGCACUCCAUCACCGCCGGGCCGGGACGCUCCGCAUUCCCGCCGGGGCUGUGUCCGGGCUGGUGUCCGCGGUCUGUUUGCAAUCAGCCCCGGAGCCGCGUGCGGCCGGGCCCGGCGCCAGCCCCAGCCUGGAAAAGGGGGAGCGGGAGCAGCGGGAGCCAGAGCCGGGGAGCGCAGCCCGGCGAGCGGCCGCGGCAGCGGGACUGGGGCGGGACAGCAGCCCCGGGGGACACGGGGACAUGGCCCGGCUGCUGCCCCUGCUGCUCCUCGCGGCUCUGGGCUGCGCGGCCAGGCCGGGCCGGCGGCCGGCGGCGGGGGACGAUGGAGCACUCGCCCAGAGACCCCCGGCGAGGGGCUGCGCCAACCUGACGCUGGUGCUGGACAACUGGAAAUUCGCCAUCACCUCCCAGCUGAGGAACCUGCUGCUGUCCGACCACCAGACCGUGCUGCCCGACUACGGCCGGAUCCCAGCGCUGUCGGGUGCCCUGGACGAGCUGUACCGGGAUUUCCGCGGCCUGAAGGAGCAGCUGGGCCGCCUCUCGGAUCGCUUCGCCCACCUCGAAGCCUCCGUGGAGCAGCUGAGCCGGGCCCGGGGCGCUGCAGCCCCCCCGCGCCGGGGAGGGGUCCCCCAGAGCCCCCGCAGGGUCCCCGGGACCCCGCAGUGAGCGAUCCCCUGCCGGCCCCGGGGCUCAGCCCCGCUGGGGGGACAGGGCUUGGGGGGCUCAGACUGGGGGUAUCACUUUGGGGGGGGUUUCGGAAAAACGGGGGGCAGAGACAUCACUUGGGGAGGCUCAGGCUGGGGGACUUGGGGUCAUCGCUUGGGGGGGGGAUUCUCAAGCCGGGGCGCUCAGGGUCAUCGCUUGGCGAACUCAGCCGCUCUUGGGGGUCCAACUCUGUGGGUCAGGGUCAGCUCGGGGGGGGUCUCUGCCCCCCUCGGGGGUCGCACCCGGCCCUUCUCUCUAUCAAUAAAGCCGCUGCCGCCA